This is a messenger RNA of Plasmodium knowlesi strain H, 4716 nucleotides long. RefSeq names its product SICAvar, type I. The transcript has 9 exons. Bases 1 to 4716 code for a protein of 1571 amino acids. The record is from RefSeq and is a predicted model, not a curated record. NCBI's taxonomy places the organism in Eukaryota, Apicomplexa, Aconoidasida, Haemosporida, Plasmodiidae.
AUGACGACAUCAAGUAGUGGCAAUGAUAUGCUAAAAGCAUGGUUGGGGACAACACUGAACAGCAGUGGAGGGGCAGGUGGGGGGACUCCGGGUAGUGGGAAGGAGGCUAUGGAGAAGUUGGAGAAGAACUUGGAGGCAGCGUUGGAGGAUCUGGAGAAGUGGCUGACAAGACAGGAGUCGCUUGAAGUGUCGCAUCACUGUCAGGACGCGGGGAGCUUCGUUCAGGGGGAGGACUCGGGGAAGAAGCAGUAUGCGAAGGAAAUGUGUAAAGGAAUAGUUGAAAUAAAAUAUUUCGUGAGUGGUGUAAAUAAAAGGAGAAAAGCGCAAACGUUGGAUUAUGAUGCACAAGUUACGGAGCUCACCGAUGCUCAAGCUUAUGCACGUUGUAUUGUGGGAACACUCGCCCUAUCGGAGUUGUAUGGAGAUAAUUGUCACCUGGGCACAGUUAUUGGGGCUGUGUCGUCUAAAGUGGAAGCUAAAUUACAGACAUACGCAGGGGAUGGCGCAAAGUUGGAUAAGUGCAAAAACAUUGACCCACUCGCUUUAGUGUUCGCUAAAUCACUUCUUCAAAACAAAAUCAAACAAUGGGCGGAGAAAGAAAGGACGACACAGAAGGGUAGGAGCUGGAGAGUAUGGAUACCCUGGGACUACUGGGGAUACGUCUGUAAGAAGCAGAAGAGUAACAGGGAGGUACUGCAGCAGGAGAGAGAAAAUAAUGCAAGCAGCAUGGCACAAUUCGUGCAACUGCCGGAAGACAAGAAGAACGCACCUGGUAGUGUUCCUAUGUCGGAAAUAUUAAUCAACGACAAGUACAAAUUAGACACGAACACAAUAGAAAAUGCACUUAAUAAUAUAAUAAAGGAUGGUAAAGUGGAAACUACAAAUAUUUCCACGGAUGAUUUAUGCAAACGUCUACAAUGUAUUGAAGAAUACUUGAAGAAACAGACAACGACAACACCAGGUUCAACAGCAGGAACUGCAGUACAACCGUCAGCUACCGACGAAUUCUGGGGGGAGACUGGCGAUGUAUACAGAUUAUGGAAUGAAUUAGCAGGAGCAAUGAAGAAGAUAAAUGGCAAAGCCAAAGAGGGAAAUGGAAAUGGAUGUGAAACAUUGGAUAGUCCAUCUGACAAGGCGGCAUGCAAUUAUUUGCAUGCCGGCUUCACCGAACUAUACAAUCCGAAGAAUACGACGCCGGCAGGCGGCGCCGCCGACCUCUUAAAGAACAACCCAUCGUUUAGACAAACGAUGGGUUGUUUCUUACUUCAUUCCUAUGCAAAACACAUAAAAGAAAAGGCAAUUUGUGAUAUUAAAGAAGGCAUAGAGAAGGCAUUCCAAUUGGGAGAGUCUCUGAGUAAAAGUGGUGCUAACUGCAGCGAUGCCAAUGGCAAGGGACCUUGUGUUCCUUGUCAAUGGACUGAUGCCAGCAUGGACAGCUGCACCGUGCGGACUGGCACAACUGGCUCAGCGGAGACUGCAAAGACUAAAGUGGAAGAAAUGGUCAGAGGGAAAGAACCAGACACUAAGCCAAUCAUAGAUAACAUAAAUACCAUGUUCACUUUAUGUGAGCAUAUGAAAUGUAUAGCAUCCCGAGUAAACUCAUCUACUAAUAAGGACGACUUCUGGAAGGAGAAGAUUGGUGAAGUUGGCAGACUGUGGACAGAACUGUCCACAGCAAUGAAGAGAAAUGGGGGCAAUGACGAAAGCGGAAAUGGAGAUUGUAGUCAAAUGGAUGAUGGCAGAGAACCCACUGACUCUGAGAAGAAGGCAUGCAAUUAUUUGCAUGCCGGCUUCAUCAAACUGAAGAGCAUUGCAACAUCUGAGAGCACUGAGUACCAAACCCUUAGUAGAAACCCAUUGUUUGUCCAAACGAUGGGUUGUUUCUUACUUCAUUCUUAUGCAAAGAAAAUGAAAAGCGAGGCGAAGUGUGAAAUAGCAGCAGGAAUAAAAAAGGCAUUUAAGCUUGGUGAUGAUCUAAUUAAACAAGGUGCUAAUUGCAAUGGUAGUUCCAGUGGCAAGGGACAAUGUAUCCCUUGCCAAUGGAAUGAAAACAUCCUUGACAGUUGCGAAAUUAAAACAAAUGGCAGCGCCUCUGGCACUGGCCAAAAUGAUAAGGUUGAGAACAAAUUGAAGGGCAUCGUCAAUGGCAGCGACGACCAAAUAAAAGAAAUGCUAAAGAACAUAAAUGAAAUGACUACUUUAUGUGACCAUAUGAAAUGUAUUGCAACUCACCUAAAUUCGCCCAGCGGACAAAAACAGAAAGCGGACGACUUUUGGAAGGAGGAGACUGGCGAAGUGGUACAACUAUGGCAAAAAUUGUCCGAAGCAAUGGCACAAAGUGGGGGCCAAGACAGCGGAGAUCACUGUAAUACAGUGGAUGAUAAUGGCAGUGCCACUGGUGCCACUGGCAGAACUCCUACCACCCCUGAAAAGAAGGCAUGCAAUUAUUUGCAUGCCGGCAUCACCAAGUUAAAGGAUCUUUCCAAACCAGCAGCGUCUAACGCCAAAGACAACAAAAUCCUGUCUAAGGACCCAUCGUUUGUCCAAGCGAUGGGUUGUAUCCUUCUUAAAGAAUAUGCAAAAAAAAUGCAAGGUAAAUCGACUUGUGUCAUAGAUGCUGGUAUAAGGGAAGCUUUCAAGUCAUGGAGUCCAAAUAAUAAAACUGAUUGCACGGACAGUAAUCCGUGCAUUGAAUGUAAAUUGGACCAUAAGGACUAUGGCGACUGCAAAAUUAACACAACUGACACAUCUGGUGGCAGCACAACCCCAACGAAAGUAACGGACAAAUUAACAUACGUUAAGGACAAAAUUGACAACACCUCCAAUACCACCUUAACCAAAAUAAAUGAAAUGAAGAACUUAUGCGAUUACAUUAGAUGCGCCGCACCCAAAUGGUUCAAACACUACACAACGACGCAGAAUGAUAUUACUACUGCUAACAAGUCUUGGUGUGACUUUUGGGAUAAGACUGUUAAAGUCGAACUUCAGAAUAUGUUCACAAUAAUUCAGACGAAUGGAAAUAACACUGCAACGAAGAAUAAUGAUGUAUGCAAUAAAUUUGGUGAUGAUAAUCCUGAUAGUGUCGAAAGAAAAGCUUGUAAUCAUAUCGCGGCGGGACUAAAGUACAUUAACACAAUUACAGGUAGUACGACCACUCAGAAGGGUCAUACGGAUGAUGAUAAGUUUCUUAAACAAACUAUGAUGUGCGCAGCACUUAAUCUUUACGCAACUAAAAUAAAAGAAAGGUCGCAAGAGAAAUGUCCCAUUGAUGAGACAAAAAUAGGAGAAAUGUUCACUAAAUGGAAUGAAAAAAAUAAUAAUAAUUCUUCGUCUUCGUCUCCAUGUAAUGGUGUUGGUGGUAAUAAUAAUUGUUUUGUUUGUGAUAGGGUAGAAAUCUCAGAAUUUAAGAAUUGCCAACUAAGUGUUGACAGCGCUCUGGUGGGAAAUAAUCAAGGUGCAACUUGCAAUAAAGACAAAACUUACGUAGUUAAAGUCGAAACUCAAAUGAACGAACUCCUCAAUGACGGCACCAUCAAGAUGGAAGAAAAAUUGUCCAACAUAAAUGAAAUGAACAAUUUCUGUUCUGUACUCCAAUGCACAGCAAAGAAAUGGAACUUGACAAAAAACCAGAAUGCAAAUCCCACUUGGAACAACAUCGAAGAUGACGCCAAAGGCGUAUUAGCGCAACUUUUAAGUUAUAUGACAGAAUCGAAUAAUCAGAGGGACGCUGCCGAAUACUGCAAUGACGACAACAAAUGGAGUAAAUUUGGCCAUAAAGGAAAACAUACAAAUAAAGCAGCUUGUUUGCUUUUUGCUGCUGGGUUAAAGCACAUUUAUGUCCGUGGUAGGGACUCUGUUAAGGGCCCAUCGUUUGAACAAACGAUGGGUUGUUUAUUUCUUAAAGAAUAUGCAAAACAAUUGAAAGACUUGGCAAAUAAGAAGAAAAGAGGAAAUAGUUGGGUACAUCCUCUUUGUGACAUAGAUAAGGGCAUAAAACAUGCUUUUAAUGAAAGUGAAAAAAUUAUGAAGAGUGUAUUAACUCAAUGCAACAAUGGUCCUAAUGGUAUUUCUUGUUUUGUGUGCACACAAAACGAAAACGAUUAUAAAGAUUGUUCCAUUGGCUCUGAGAAAGUACAGAACAAAGUUGAACCAUUGUUCACAGAUCCUACGAAACAAACCGAAAUGGAAGAAACAUUAUCGAAUACAGUCUGUCCCAUCCUUAUUACGGAUCUUCUUACCCCUUUUCUUCCUUUGGCUCCUGUCUCUAUUGGUCUUUCUGCUAUGGCUUAUUACCUUUGGAAGUAUUUUGGUCCUCUUGGUAAAGGAGGACCACGUUUCCGAAGAUCUCCCACUGAAAUUCCUGGUCCAUCCGUACAAGAACAAGUCCUCGAUCAUGCGGAUGAAGCUGCUUCACAUGAAUAUCGAUUGGUGAAGGAACGAAAACCUCGUUCUGCUCCAACGAGAACGAAACGUUCUGGUCGCGUGAAUCGUCGAACGAUUAUUGAAAUUCAUUUUGAAGUGUUGGACGAAUGUCAAAAAGGGGACACACAAUUGACUCAGAAGGAUUUUCUGGAACUUUUGGUUCAAGAAUUCAUGGGAUCCGAAUUAAUGGAAGAAGAACAGGUUCCUAAGGAAGAGGUUCUUAUGGAAGGGGUUCCUAUGGAAAGUGUUCCAAUGGAACGUGUUCCAAUUUUAGGUUCCGUGUUUAUGGUUUAG